This is a messenger RNA of Lingula anatina, 3462 nucleotides long. RefSeq lists its product as uncharacterized. Lineage: Eukaryota; Metazoa; Brachiopoda; Lingulata; Lingulida; Lingulidae. The record is from RefSeq and is a predicted model, not a curated record.
ACAAAAACUUAGUCGCGCAUAAACUUACCUGGAUAUUCACCUUUUAUUGUGUGAUACUGUCAGUAGCCUUGAAAAUAGUUCAGUUGGGCUCUCAGAAUAGCAAGCACAAUGCGAGCUACAGUGCUUCUUGUGUUGUUAAGCCUUCUUUUUGAAGCCACCUUGGCCAGGCAUGUUGAUUGGGUUCCAUGCCCCCACUCAGUAUCUCCGUCACCAACUGGGAAGAAACCUGUGAUCACCCUAGCACAACAGUUUCAGAUCAACAUUGAGUGUAACAUUUUGCAGAAAAACACAAGCUUUGACAUAAUUGAGUAUGUGGAUGAGAUAAACAACAAAGCUGCAGUAUUUACAACUUCUUCUUACCACAGUGUCUCACAGUUCUAUAACUAUGAAAAAUAUGAAAUUUUCACAGUUAUCAAUGGUACAUGUACGACUAAAGACAUGAGGGCCAAUGGCAGUUAUGGGUUUAUUGGUUAUACUCCUGGAAAGAGUGGUGGACACGUCAUGAGUGUUAAAGAUUUGCUUAUGUUUGGAGAGGAGUACAACGAUACUUAUGUUGGCCCAGCAACAGUACGUGGUAUCCCAGUAGAUCAUUGGACAACCUGUGUUCAUGCCCCUGCCUUCAACAUAACAGUGACCAUGGAUUACUACUUCAACAGGCCAGAAUAUAAGACUUCCAGUGGGGACGUAGUGCCUGUUAGACUGGCAAUCAAUGGGACAUCUCCAAAUACUCGUGAUCCCUCUGGCAAGUUGCAGCCAGGCUCACAUGAGUUCAGGCACAACUAUGAAUUUAUUUACUACAAACCUGGGGCCAUGGAUCCAACAAUCUUUCAGACUCCAAAGGGAGUAGUGUGUCCAGGAAGGAUCAAUAUCAAGUCCCUACCUAACAUAACUGACCAGUUUACUUUAGAUGGGGAAACAGUACAUCAAUCAUCCAAAUCUGUUGAUAUGAUCAAGGAAUUUUAUGACUUUUCAGCCAAGAUGUUUCGUUUUGACAGGAAGCUGAAACACUCCACGAGACGCUGGAACAGAAACAUGACAGCAAAAUAUGGUGCUGCAAAUCUCAAGUUUAUUCAUGACUACAAUGCAGGCCUAGAGUAUGUUAUUGAUAAAGAAAAGGGGAAUUGCACAAUUCAUCCCAUUCCUUUACUUGCUUGGGAUGGUGAGCAGAUGCCAGAUCAUCAUCAUCUUAGGAUGAAGCAUUCUUAUGAGAUGUGGGAGGGUCAAAUGUUCAACAACCUGAACACUUCAUAUGAAGGCCAGAGGAUGAUCAGAGACAUUCCAGCAGAUGUAUGGGUCACCAGUUUCCCCUCAAGGUGGAACAAGAGUCAUUUUGUGACAUCAGAAGUAUAUUUCACCCCCGCAAAUUGGACUUAUACUGUUGAAAACAACGAAAAUGAAACCAUUGUUCCUGUUGCCACUUGGAUGAAGUUUGGAAGUGGCAACAAGUCUUAUGAAUUUUUUAUGAACAUCUUUGAAUUUUACAAUGGACAUCCCGAUGAAGAUUCCUUUGAUAUCAGUUCCUGCUAUGACCAACCUAAGCAGAAGCAGGGCAUGGUGUUUAGAGUAGUGGGCAACUACUUGGAUUUGGUCUAUGAAAAGAAACGGCCGCUACUUAAAGCUGUGAAAAAUGCUAUUGCCAAGACUGCUAACAUCUCCAGCAUUAGAGUCCAUGACAUUUUUUUUGAUCAGACCAAUGUGAACUAUGUGGACGUCUGGUUUACCCUUCUAGAGAAACCUACAGUAACUGGUGAUGUGCUGAAUGGCACCAAAGAUAACACAUCUCUCAGUGCUGCUAAGGCCAAUCUAGAAAAGGCUGUUAAGAACAAUAUGGUUAUCACUGUUACAUAUGAUGACCAAAAAAUCAAGAAUUUGAAAGUGAGACAAGGCUCUUUGUUGACAAGUGAAGAUGCACUGGAUCCAAGAGUCAGCCCGAAGUAUAUAUAUACUACACAAGGUUUUACUGCAGGAGCAAUGGCUGGCCUUGGAGUUGGAAUGAUAGUGCUUGGCCUGUUGAUUGGUGCUGCUGGAGCAUUUUUUAUAUUCCGCAGAAUGGGAGGAGAAAUACCAUAUAGACUCACAGAGUAAGGCAUCUGGCAGCUGUGCACAUGGAAAGGUUCCACCCUCAUUAUUUUUUUCUGUAUUUGAGUUGAAGACCAAUAUCUCUGUAUUUUCAAGACAGUGAUGUAUUUAUGAUAUGUGAUUGGUUUUUUGUGAUUCCUUUUGGACAUGACUUGCCUUUUAUGUGUGUGUGCUGUGACUACCAUUCCCUUCAGUUCAUACAAAAAAUUUUAUUACAGUAAAGUGAUCUGAACACAAUGUAUUUACUUUGUAACAAGUGUGAUAUAGACAUUUGUUUUGUAUACUUUGUCCUUUAUAAUCAAGAAGUAACAAGUGCAGAAAGUUUUCUCAGGCUUUUUAAAAAUAUUAUUGUGAAAAUGUGCUCUAGGGACUGGCACUAUACUAUGUAGUGAAAAUCCUGUAGAUUCUGUAUGCUUUGGUAAUUAUUUAAAAUAUGACAUUUAUAGCAGCAUUUGCAACCUUUUUCCAGAUCUUAUGGACUUGUUUAAUGUAAUACUAACAGAGAUUUUUUAAAAUAGAAAUUAUUUAUAUAAAAAAGUGAACAAUAAGCUCAAGUAUAGACGUUUUUGUGACUUCAUUAGCCAGUUUGUAUCAUGUAACUGCAUUAUAUCAUAUAUAUAUAUUAAAAAAAGCAGUAUAUGAGAUUUUGAAUUGAAGACAUAAAGGGUAUUUUAAAUACCCACCUUUAUUAGAUUUUAAUGACACAAUCCUUAUAUUUCUCUUUGUCCACUUCACUUCAUGCUGUUUCUCACAAUGCACUCAAAUGUUUUGUUUUUUUUUUAGAUUUUUUCAUUUGCUUAUCUUUGUGACCAGUUGUUACCAGAUUUCUAUGCAAAUUCAGUCUUUUUUUUUCUUUCCUUUUAUGAAGUAAGUAUUCACUUGGCAUGAUUUUGAUACAGUGAUAAUCAGGAAGGUUAAACGCUCUGGUAGAAAAUUGUCCCCUUUUCCAUUAAAUCUUCUUAUAGUUCUUGAAAUUUGUUGCAGAACUUAUUAUUAAAAAAUUAGAAUUGCAGCUGCAGCAGGCUUGAGCCAAGCAGACAAAAAGUAGUCUUUAGAACAUAUCAUCAAGUAAUUUUUCAAGGUUGAUUGGUAUUUAUAAAUUGAUUGGCCUUUCAGUAUAUGGGUCUGUCCACAGUAGUAUCAACUAGGCAUUAAAUUUUACAUGUUGCAAUAGAACAUACAGUAAUAAUAAACAUAAAAUCAUACUAAUAGUAAACAUAAACUAGAGGAUCAGAGAGGCAAUACUGCCACCGGAUACUGUACCACCAGCUGGAGUAAGCACAUUCAUAUGGAAAACCAAUAAAACCUUUUGCUUGACAAACUAUAAAAUGCAACAAGAGUUGAACUGUUCUCAAAAUAUGCAAAAAAAAAAAAAAAAAAAAA